AAGAGCUGUUAGAAACAGGAAACCUCUGAAUGAAAAACUUGAAUUCAAUUUCAUACAUCAAGAGCAGAGAGAGAAACAAUCUUUUUCUCACUUUCUACAUUAUAACAUCCAGGGCCUAAUGUCAGAAAGAAAUCAUUCCAGAGUGACUGAGUUCAUCCUUGCCGGACUCACAGACCAGCCAGAGCUGCAGCUGCCCCUGCUUCUCCUCUUCCUUGGCAUCUGCCUGCUCACAGUGCUGGGGAACCUGGGCAUGAUCAUCCUGAUCCUGCUCAGCUCCCACCUGCACACCCCCAUGUACUUCCUACUCAGCAGUCUGUCCUUCAUUGACCUCUGUUAUUCCACUGUUAUUACUCCCAAGAUGCUGCCAAACUUUGUGACAAAGAAGAAUGUCAUCUCCUAUGAGGAAUGUAUGACUCAGCUCUAUUUCUUCCUUGCAUUUGUUACAUCUGAGUGUCACAUGUUGGCUGCAAUGGCAUAUGACUGCUAUGUUGCUAUUUGUAAUCCCUUGCUCUGCACUGUCACCAUGUCCUACCAAGUCUGUUCCUGGAUGGUGGGUGGGGUGUAUGGCAUGGGCCUGAUCGGUGCAGCGGUUCACACCCUCUGCAUGCUAAGAGUGGUUUUCUGUAAGGCUAAUGUAAUAAACCACUACUUCUGUGAUCUUUUACCCUUGAUGGAGCUUGCCUGCUCCAGUACGUAUGUCAAUGAGGUAGUACUCCUGUGUCUCAGUGCUUUCAAUAUCUUUAUUCCAACCCUGACCAUCCUGGGUUCUUACAUCUUCAUCAGAGCUAGCAUCCUCCAGAUCAAAUCCACUGAGGGAAGAUUCAAAGCCUUCAGCACUUGCAGCUCCCACUUCUCUGCAGUGGCUGUCUCCUUUGGUUCCCUGGCAUUCAUGUACCCACAGCCCUCCUCAGUCAGCUCCAAAGACAAAGGCAAAGUGUCCUCUGUGUUUUAUACAACAGUUGUGCCCAUGCUGAACCCCAUGAUCUACAGCCUGAGGAAUAGGGAUGUCAAACUUGCUCUAAGUAAGUUACUUCAAAAAAACGACGGGCCGUGUGUAAAGACAUAUUUGCCAUAG
This is a messenger RNA of Acomys russatus (golden spiny mouse), 1075 nucleotides long. RefSeq names its product olfactory receptor 150-like. The coding region runs from base 119 to 1075 and encodes 318 amino acids. Gene Ontology annotation, biological process: G protein-coupled receptor signaling pathway; sensory perception of smell. Gene Ontology annotation, cellular component: membrane. The transcript has a single exon. The record is from RefSeq and is a predicted model, not a curated record. Gene Ontology annotation, molecular function: odorant binding; olfactory receptor activity; G protein-coupled receptor activity. NCBI's taxonomy places the organism in Eukaryota, Metazoa, Chordata, Mammalia, Rodentia, Muridae.